AUGGACGUGGACGAUAUCUGCGAGGGUUUUUUUGAUUUGGGGAGCCUUUGGGACAUUACAAUUGACGACGUUACUCUUUCAGAAGCAACUGAGCACCUAUGGGACACUACAAUUGACGACAUUACUCUUUCGCAAGCAACCGAGCAGAUAGAGAAGGAGAUUGAGUGCGAAAAUUUGCUAGAGAACAUCACCCUAUCUCAGGCAAUCACCUUGUACAACCCCGGACCCGAUGACAUGGAAUUGAACUACGCGGUUGAUUUUGAUAUGCUCGCAAAAAAGGAGGGAGGAUCUAAGAUGCCGGUGGGUCGUUAUGAUCAUUUUGUAAAUGACAGUGAUUUAAAAGAGUUGGUUAAUUCAACAGAGAGCAAGAACACCCGCAAGAACACAUAUUGGUCGGUAACUACUUUUAACGACUGGCGCUCCGCUCGGAUGUUGACAACAGGCGACCAGAUUCCGGAUAUUCUGUCGUUCUCUGCAGAGGAACUUAAUUUUUGGUUGUCAAGAUUUGUUGUUGAAACGCGACGCAAAGAUGGCAAGGCGUACCCUCCAAAAACACUUUACAUGCUGUGUACUGGACUUUUAAGACAUUUGCGAGAAAAUGGUGUGCAUUUGAAUUUUCUAGAUGAAAAGAACUCCCAAUUUUACGAAUUCCGGAAGACUCUUAGCGCGCGAAUGGCAGAACUUACCACACAAGGAGUGGGGACGUCUACUAAGCAGGCCGAGCCGAUUUCUGAAGAGGUAGAACAUGUUCUUUGGGAAAAGGGUCUCCUCGGCAACAGUACAGGAGAAUCUAUGCUAAAUACUCUCUUUUUCUACAAUUGCAAACUUUUUGGUCUGAGAGCUGUUGACGAACACAAAACAUUAUCUGUAGACCAGUUUGAGUUGGGUCAAGACCAAAAGGGCAAGUUUAUAAAUUUCACAGGAAGGGCAAAUAAGACAUACAAAGGUAAAAUGAUUUACUAA
This is a messenger RNA of Saccostrea echinata, 963 nucleotides long. Its product is annotated as zinc finger MYM-type protein 3-like. The record is from RefSeq and is a predicted model, not a curated record. Lineage: Eukaryota; Metazoa; Mollusca; Bivalvia; Ostreida; Ostreidae. The transcript has a single exon. Bases 1 to 963 code for a protein of 320 amino acids.